GGAGGGGCAUCUCUGCCAGGCACAUUUGUGACCCAAAUUCAUUUCUUGUCCCAGAGCUCCACCUCCUCUGUCCUGGCAGCUGCAGGAGCUGCAGCUGAAGGCUGGGAAGAAGGCUCCAGUGCCCAGGCUGGAAGCUCAAGCACGAGCAGCUCGUGCACCUGGAGCACGACUAGCUCCUCUGGCAGCAGAGAGCAGCAGCGAGAGAGCACAGAGGACAAGUGCCUGGCCGUGCUGAAGAUGCUGGUGAGCAAGGGAGAUCCUGAGGCGAAAUACACAGAAGUGGAAACUCUUGGCAAAGGGGGUUUCGGCACCGUGUGCAUGGCAGUGGAGUCUGCCACAGGAGAAGAGGUAAGCGUCAAGCAGCGCCGCAGCUUCUGCAGCUCUCGAGUGCCCUCCCCUCUGCUGUGAGCUGUGGCUGAGCUUUGGGUCGCCAGCAGAGCUUUGCUGCAAAGGCAAAUGGAAUGCAGAGCAAUGUCUGCCUGCCAAAUACAGUGGGGACAGAUUUUGUCCUUCUCAGCUGCCCCAGGGGAUGCAAGGAGGCCAAGCGGUAUCGUUCAGAGGAGAACACACUGGCUGGGUCUAAGUGCCCAGGUGGUGUCUCAGAGCAUGGCACUGCUCUUUGGGGCUGCAGGGUUCCUGAAUUCUCAUUUCUGGCUGUUAGCCAAUACAUGGGAAUCGUGCUGGUAGUUCUGUAGCCACCUGCAGUGCUGCCCUUGGGAUCUGUACUUAGAGAGAGAGAGGUCUGCAAGGAGUCUGUCAAGGGCCUAAGCCCUGCUCAGAGCCUGGUGUACAUCCCUAGAGGAUCCAGGCUUGGGUUAUUUCUUUUUACAGUCAGGCAGUAAUUGCAAAUAUCAGUGGUGUGAAGUAAAGUAUUUUAGUGGAAUGAAAUGCAAAUUCAUGAAGUGAGGAAGUGCUAGGAUUGUCUAUUUUGUCCUUAAUGAUGGUUUCAUCAUCAUGGCAUUUUUUCUGUGAAAUAUGUAGGGUUGUAUUUCUUAGGGGGAAUAACCCUCAGGAUGAUUUUAGGACAGCAUUGUAUCUGUCCUGUCUGUAAGAGUUUGCUUUGUAGUUGUGCAAUGGAGAAUGCCAGUGGUUGCUGGAGGAAUGAUCAAGCCCCCUAGAAGUGCCCAAGGUUUCCCAGCACUUUUGCUCCAUUUUUACUGGCACAAAAUGGCUUCCUGCUUGCAAGAGGUGUGUCAAUGACAAUGGGAAUGAUAAAGUAAGGCCCUGGGGGAAGACGAUGGGCACAGUGAGUGUUGUUAGAGCUUUGAGGUGGAGAGCUUAGACCCUGUUUACAAGGCAAAGGGUAUCUGUCUCUCUGUCCAGGGAGGUGCCCAAGCAAGCAGUCUGAUGUCCAGUCACAGGGCAGUUUGGCCCAGCCCAGCUGGGCUACGGUCAUCCCAUAAUCACUGUCUCCAUCUUCGCCUUGUGGACGUGUGCCACACACUUCUUUGGUUCAUGGUUUUCCAUGUUGUUUUAGGUGGCCAUCAAGAAAAUUAGUCUCCUGCAAGGGAGCAGCAGUGAGCUGUGCCUGAAUGAAAUCCAGGUCAUGCGUGGCACUAAGAAUGCCAACCUUGUGAACUAUGUAGACAGGUGAGUGGUUCUGCUGUCCUGCCAUGAAAGGUCAUUCACAUCCUGCAAGCCAGAGGUUCAACCACUCCUUUGGGCGCUGGCAAAAGAGGAUGGAGCUGUUAAUUCCUGUUUCUGGGCUGAUUUACAGCAUCUUGGAAGGAGAUUGCAUUGGGGCUGCAUUAAUCUUUCCUGGCAUACCUAGUGUGAAGGGCGCUUUCAAAGACAGGACUGGGCCCUGUCUUACUGAGCCAACAGCCUCCAAGUUCCUGUCCUCUCUCCACAUUGUUUUGUUGGGUUUGGGGUUUGAUUUUUCCCCUGGGUUUGAAGUGCUAACAAAGCACUGUCUAUUGUAUUUCCCUUGACCUGUUGCAUUGGUGUGGAUACCGAGCUGUCUUUUACACUGCACAGAGUUCAAACCCUGUAGAGCAUAGUGAAUGACUACUCACUUCCUCCUGUGUUCCUCUGAGAGAGACACAGAAAACAAGAAUCCACCAGGUCAUGUAAGUGCAUGCCUUAUUCUGCAUGCUGUUGUUUCCUCCUUUCAGCUACCUGGUGGACGAGGAACUCUGGCUUGUGAUGGAAUACAUGGACGGAGGUUCUUUACAUGAUGUCAUCAGGGAGACUCACAUGGCAGAAGGAGAGAUAGCAGCUGUCUCUCGGGAGUGCCUGCAAGGCCUGGAUUUCCUGCACUCCAAUCAAGUGAUCCACCGCGAUAUCAAAAGCCACAACAUUCUCCUGGGCUUGGAUGGAUCUGUCAAGUUGGCUGAUUUUGGCCUUGCUGCUCAGCUCACUGCUGAGCAGAGCAAACGGAGAUCAGCUGUUGGGACUACUUACUGGAUGGCGCCAGAAAUUUUCACCAGGAAGCCCUAUGGCCCCAAAGUGGACAUCUGGUCCUUUGGAAUUGUGGGGAUCGAGAUGGUGGAAGGAGCACCUCCGUACCUGAUGAAAACCUCCCGCACGGUACGCUGCAGCUGCUCUCAGAUACUGCUGUCACCCUGACAAAAUCUGCUCCCAUCCUUCUGCCUGGGAAGCUUGCCAACACCUGAAAAUGAUAGGUUCCAGGCUGCACAGUCUCUUGUGCUUCUUGGCCAGAUCAUCCCCUUGCCAUUUUUAUGCAUGAACAACACCAAAAAAUCGUGAUGCCUUUUGCUUGGCAGAAGCUUUGCCUCAGGGAGCAGGGAGCAGUGCUGAGCUGCAUUUUGUGGAAUAAUCCUUGGAAAUAGUAGAAUGAGAUGGAAGUCCUUCUUUUAAAAUGCCUGAAGAGGUGGUGUCAGUGCUCAGAGAAGCAAAGUGUGCUGUUGCUGAUGGAGCUGCUGCUAAUUCCAGCAGCCAGUGAAAUCAGGGGUCAAGGCAAGAGCCUUUGCAUACUGGACUGGCUAUGGCUGCCUCUGGCUUUGGGUUGUUUUAGUAGGGCUAGGAAAGGCAUCUGGCACCCUGUGGCAGGGAGUAAAGUGCCACUGGAGAGUGGAGCUUGUCCAGUGGGGUCUGUGUGAGCAGUUUGGGGUGCGAAGGAGACAGGUAGAGUGUGGCAUUUCCUUCUUCUCUAGGUUCAACAGCUGAUAAG
Passer domesticus (house sparrow) is the source of this 3133-nucleotide messenger RNA. Its product is annotated as serine/threonine-protein kinase PAK 3-like. NCBI's taxonomy places the organism in Eukaryota, Metazoa, Chordata, Aves, Passeriformes, Passeridae. The transcript is spliced from 5 exons. Gene Ontology annotation, cellular component: cytoplasm. The coding region runs from base 2092 to 2568 and encodes 158 amino acids. Gene Ontology annotation, biological process: regulation of axonogenesis; intracellular signal transduction; regulation of MAPK cascade. The record is from RefSeq and is a predicted model, not a curated record. Gene Ontology annotation, molecular function: protein serine/threonine kinase activity; ATP binding.